UUCUUCUUUCUGUGAUCUUCGAGCACGGAAGGUUGUUUCAAUGCCGUUACUUGAGGAGGGUCGUAGCCUCGCCGGCUAUACACUUGAUGACGUUUUGGCUAACAAUAGAUUUGGACCGCCGGCCUCUGCAACUGCAAGGGCUGCCGAAAUCCGAGGCCGAACCCUACUCGACGUGAUCCGCGACGAGGAGCCAAGCGCCGCCAAGGGGCUUUUCGGAAAGGACAAAAGGACAUGGAAGUCUUUUAGGGAGAAACUCCGAUUGAAGCGCGCCGGCUCUGCUUGGGUCUCCACAGUUCCGAUUCCGACCUCCGAUAUGCCUUUUCAACCUAAGCGAUCCCUAAUGGGGAAGCGGAGUCAAGUCCGGUUCAACACGCCUUCGUCGCGAAACUCCACCGAUCAUUCCGCUCGUAAUCCGUCUGAAGAAUCCUCCAAAUCCAUUCGCCGUCAAGUAUCUCGACAGAGUUCCACAAUGAACAGCUCCAGCGAUUCGACUCCGUUCCAAUACGACGAGUCCUUUGAUUAUUCAUCCAUUCCGGAUUCAGCGCCGAGUCGAAUGAGGCCGCAAAUGUCGCGUCACACCUCAAUCCGGAUCCCAAAUCCAACGGAGAACUACACCGAUCUAACUGAACCAGAUCACGAUAACCGAGUCCGACAUAUAAGCUCCGCCUUCUCGGAGCGGAGAAUGAUGUCCGCUAGAGAAACCGUAGCAGCACAAGAAGCAGCCGAUGCAGCCGCCGCCGCCGCCGCAGCGGAAGCUGCAGAAGAAGAGGAAGAGAAAGAGAAAGAACAAAACGAAGACGAAAAUGAAAACGUAGAAUCAACAACAGGAUCGGAGGAAGGGGAGAAGGAGUCACCUACGUCGGAGCCGGUAAGGAUGUCGUUGAUGGAUCUGUUGCACGAGACGGACAGAGAAAUGGGGUUCGAAGGGUCGAAUUACGGAAUGGGGUUCGAAGAAGAUGGCUUCUCCGAUGAGGAAGACGUUGCAUACGAAGAAGAAGAUGAAGACGAUGGUAGUGGCGGAGAAUUCAGCUGCUGCGUUUGCAUGGUGAAGCAUAAGAACGCGCCAAUGGCGGCAUGCGGCCAUACAUUUUGCAGGCUCUGUUCGAAGGAGCUUAUGGUUAGCCGCGGGAACUGUCCCACUUGCAGCGAUUUCAUCUUGGAAAUGCUCGAGGCUUUUUAAUUCUUCUUCCUUACCACCAAUUGUUUGAGGAUUUUAAUGUGUUUCUUUUUGCCCCCACAAAGAUUAGUUCCAUGUAAAGGGAGAGUUUCAAUCUUUUA
Molecule: messenger RNA, 1278 nt
Organism: Cucurbita pepo subsp. pepo (vegetable marrow)
Lineage: Eukaryota; Viridiplantae; Streptophyta; Magnoliopsida; Cucurbitales; Cucurbitaceae
Source: RefSeq, a predicted model, not a curated record